CCCUUCGUCAAGCGAAGACUACAAAUCUUUCUGGAGCAGCGAAGAGGAGAGGAGAGUCGGAACAUCCACUCAAGCGAGAACAUCUCCACGCCGUCAUUCCAUGCACCCCUUGUACGUCCUCCCUUGUGUUGUACCGUGUUCUCAGCUUAUUUUCGCGGCCAGUACUAGAGGAACAGGGCGUUUAUGGCCGCCACGCUUUUAACGAUGAGCGCUGGGCUUGCUCCAGGACCAGAUGAGUUUUACUCUUUCAUAAAGCCAUCGCUGUCGGACGGUUUCCCAGACGAUUCGUCUCUGUUCUCCUUUGAUUGCAAAAGUAAUGACGCGGAUAGGACUGCAUCAAGCGACUACUCUCAGGCUAAGUUGGAGAUGGAUAAAUAUCUCACCCCUCAGCCCCAUCCUCUGCAGGACGGGAGGAAGUCUCGGCGGGAGAGCGCGUCCGUGGUGGACCAGUUCUUCUGCGAGGACCACUGCUCCCCGUACAGCAUCAACAUGAAUGUGUACCUGCCGGACCUGGCCUACCUACGCACCGGCCUGUGCCGGGCCUCGUCCCGCCAGCCCGCUUGUGCCCAGGUGAAGACCGAGCCCAGCAGCACCUCGUCGUUUGGACACUCAGACUGCCCGGGGGGGGCAGCGGCAGUGGCCCCCCAUCCGCCCGCCUUGCCGGACUUCACCAGUGUGUUCAGUCCGGCCGCUGGCAGUGGCGUGGACGCCUCGGUUGAGGUGCCCUCCGGGGGCGUGUUUGUGAAGCAGGAGAUGCCCUCCUUCGAGCUGCCCCAGGACGGCCCUCUCUACCAGCUGCUCACCUCCGAGCUGGACCUGCCCAUGCAGCACGGUCACCCGGGCAACGCUCACCCCGGCAACGCUCACCCGGGCGACGCCCACGCCCACAUGCAUCCCAUCUUCCAUGACCUGCACAUGGUGGCCCAACAGACUGCUGCUAAGCCCUACUCCUGCGUGAGCGGGGGUGCGGGCUUCGCCGUGCCCUACGCCCCCCAGCCGCCGCAGCCCAAGGCCCCCUACCUGCCCCCCUCGCCCCCCAGCUCCGAGCCCGGCAGCCCCGACCGCCACAAAGAGCUCCUGCACAACCUGACGCCCCCCCCCUCCUACGCCGCCACCAUCGCCUCCAAGAUGGCCACCCAAGCCCCCGCAGCGCCGCCCCAGCCCCCCCGCACCCACAGCACCCACAGUGCCCACAGCGCCCACAGCGCCCACAGCCAGGCCAUGCAGGUCCGCUACAACCGCAGGAACAACCCCGACCUGGAGAAGAGGAGGAUCCACCACUGCGACUUCCCAGGUUGUAAGAAAGUCUACACCAAGUCCUCCCACUUGAAGGCUCAUCUCCGGACACACACGGGUGAGAAGCCCUACAGGUGCACGUGGGACGGAUGCGACUGGCGAUUUGCCCGUUCAGACGAGCUCACCCGACACUUCCGCAAACACACCGGAGCCAAGCCCUUCCAGUGUGCGGUCUGCAACCGAAGCUUCUCACGAUCCGACCACUUAGCCCUCCACAUGAAGAGACACCAGAACUAACACACACACACGCACACACACACACACACACACACACACACACCUGGAUCUACACAUGAAGAGACACCAGAACUAACACACACACACACACUUGGCUCUACACAUGAAGACACCAGAACUAAAGCACACACACACACACACACGCGCACACACACACCUGGCUCUACACAUGAAGAGACACCAUAACUAAAGCACACACACACACACACACACACACACACACACACACACACACACACACACACACACACACACACACACACAGACUCCUGGCACUGCAGAGGGAGUUGGGUAGUGGUCCUCCCUGUGAAAUGUUCAUUCCUGAGGCUCCAUGUUGCUAUGGAGACCCUCUUAGCCAUACUGGAGACCUGAGGCACUACCCCAUUCCACCUACUGGUAGCGCACACACACACACACACACACACACACACACACACACACACACAUAUACACACACACACACACACACACACACACACACACACACACACACCUUCACGUGCCCUUUAAGUUCCGGACGUGGUGAUGAGCAGAUACUAAAAUAGCACAGAUACACUUGUGUACACAUAUACACUCUUAGCCAUACAGAUGAAGCAAACUAAUAAAUAAAUAGAGACAAAUUCACACACACACACACACACACACAUAUUCAAACACACUAAGCCAUACUGUAAUGUCAGUUCGGUGUCGAAAUUGAGUUUACACACAAACACUCACUCAGCCAUACUGUUUUCUCAGUUCGGAGUCAAAAUUGAGUUUACACACACACACACACACACACACACACAUUGAGCCAUACUGUAAUGUCAGUCUGGUGUUGAAAUUCAGUUUACAUACAGAACACACACACACACACACAGAUGGCACUUGUGAAUUGUUGAAGAUGUUUUCAUCAUUGUGUACGGCGCUGCAACAGACUGUUAGCUAGCGUCUGCCGAUUACCCACAGUAUUUCCAGCGGUGGUCACUUCUCCUUCUGUCCGUUGCAAAAGAGAAUGGGAACCUGUGGCUUUACUUAUGUUUUUUGUUUUAUUUAUUUAUUUCUUUCAUUUUUAAUUUGAAGACAUUUGUAUUCGAGUUCAUUUACUGCACCGCCCUGCUUCAAAGAGCAAUAGAGUUACUGUACAUCGGAGCUUACGUUCACUGUCAAAAACUGGAUUAAGGAAAUGUUUUUUGAACUUUAUUUCUCAGAGAGUCUCUCCAGUUGGUGUGUGUCUUCUACAGGGUGGGCUUAGGAGAAGUAUGAAUUUACACGACUGGAACCACAACAGGGUCCCUUAACAAACUCCCUCCUCUGAGUUAUGGGCUAGGGGAAGUAGCAGGUUUUUGUUUCAGGCUAAAACAGCAGCAUUGGGAUCUGUUGAAUUCAUUGAAUAUGAAGCUAACUUUACAGCACUAUCACACAGCAUUUGGGAUCUGUUGAAUUCAUUGAACAUUAAGCUAACUUUAGAGCACUAUCACUGACGACACGCACUUGCACUUGAAACACUGAACUGGAGAGACGGUAUUCAAGUUUAUUUGCAUCUUUUGUUUUUGUUUUUCCUCUGAGCAUCACUGGAAUCAUUUUCAUCAUUCAUUUGUUCUUUCAUUCACUCAUUCUUUGAUACUGGACUUUGAUUUGAACGCCAUGGGAGAGAGCCCCUCACGAAACUGAAGUCAUUGUAGAGGCCGAGUAAGAAGCUGAAGCACUUCUACUGAACAACUUCGACGCGCUGGGUAAUGGAAGGGGGAGAUCAGUGAGAGGGUUAGUGUUUGACCGAGAGGGUUAGUGUAUGAGUGAGAGGGUUAGGGGUAAAGAUAAAGGGUUAGUGUUUGACCGAGAGGGUUAGUGUAUGAAUGAGAGGGUUAGGGGUAAAGAUAAAGGGUUAGUGUUUGACCGAGAGGGUUAGUGUAGGAGUGAGAGGGUUAGGGGUAAAGAUAAAGGGUAAGGGUUUGACCGAGAGGGUUAGAGUAUGAAUGAGCGGGUCCUCUUGUGAAGCAGCUCACAUGAAUGUAGAGUUAAAUAAUACAAUUAUUAAAAACCCUUUUUUUUUUUUUCUAGAGCAGCUUUCAUGUUGAUUUUCGGCCAUGGUUUUCUGGAAUAAUGCCUUUUAAAGAAAAAAACAAAAAAAAACAAACAAACUAAAAAAAAAACAGCUUUCAUGUUAAGUGCCUUCUGAGUUGUUUCCCAAACGUUUUUUUUAAAUAAUACUUUUCUAUUCUCACCCAGCAGUCACUGCUAAUCAACUGUAAUCACCACCUUUUACAAGCUUAAGAAAGUGCUUCACACCAAUCGUUCAUCUCCACUUGUAAAUCCAUUUUUUUAAUUUAUUAUAUAGCUUUAGUGAAGAGGAAUUUGAUCAAUCAGCCAUGUCAUGUACCUAAGAAGCCUUAAUGUAAAUAGCCUAAUACUUCCUGUAAAUAUUGUUUGAUUGUUUUGUGUUUUGUCAUUGUUCCUUUUCCCAUUGAAACAAAGGGGUGUUUUGUCUGAGAUACCCUGCACCAUAUUGUGUGACUAUUUGAUGUUUAUUUGAAUAAUUUUAUUUCAUUUUUUUUUACACUGUACUUAAUCUUAUUUUGUAGAUUCUGAUGCAAUUUCCUAAAACAAAAUGAGACGAAAGUUGUGGUUGGCAACUAAAUGAAAACGCGAAACUAUUAAAAAUCUACUUGGUACUUUUCA
This is a messenger RNA of Clupea harengus (Atlantic herring), 4191 nucleotides long. RefSeq names its product KLF transcription factor 5a (gene klf5a). Gene Ontology annotation, molecular function: DNA-binding transcription factor activity, RNA polymerase II-specific; RNA polymerase II cis-regulatory region sequence-specific DNA binding. NCBI's taxonomy places the organism in Eukaryota, Metazoa, Chordata, Actinopteri, Clupeiformes, Clupeidae. Gene Ontology annotation, biological process: regulation of transcription by RNA polymerase II. The record is from RefSeq and is a predicted model, not a curated record.